This is a messenger RNA of Paraphaeosphaeria sporulosa, 2517 nucleotides long. RefSeq names its product small oligopeptide transporter. The coding region runs from base 1 to 2517 and encodes 838 amino acids. Gene Ontology annotation, biological process: transmembrane transport. Gene Ontology annotation, molecular function: oligopeptide transmembrane transporter activity. The transcript is spliced from 4 exons. NCBI's taxonomy places the organism in Eukaryota, Fungi, Ascomycota, Dothideomycetes, Pleosporales, Didymosphaeriaceae. The record is from RefSeq and is a predicted model, not a curated record.
AUGGCGUCCAAAGCUUUCAGCAAGAGGCUUGGCUUCAAGAGAAGGAACACUGACCAGGAGCCCGUCACCGUGACCGAGCUCUCCCACAUGGAGGGGGAGAGCUCCGGCGCCAGACCCAUCGUCGCCGGCCAUGGAGACGCCAGUUCGGUCAUCGACGAGGUUGUCCGCGACAUCAGCGAGACAGAGGCAAACCAGCGCCUCAAUGCCUUUCGACAAGACCACAAGUGGGACCCCAACAUGCCAGAAGAGGCUAUCGACAUGGUUGACGCCGUCACUGAAGCUCACGACCACAAAGGCGAGGCGCAGCUUGUCGGAGAAGUCAUUGAGAACUCACCGUACCCCGAGGUCCGCGCUGUGGUUCGAAACUACGAUGAAGACGUACCCGCGGGCACACUGCGAGCAUGGGUCCUGGGUCUUCUCAUGACUACGAUUUGCUCUUCCGUAAACGCCCUUUUUCUGUUGCGUUAUCCCCUCAUCUUCAUUGGCCCAUACGUGGUGCUCCUGCUCGCGUACCCACUGGGUAUGGGUGCCGCCAAGUUCCUUCCUAACAAAGAGUUCAAAAUCUUUGGACUCAAGGCCAAUCUCAACCCCGGACCAUUCAACACCAAGGAGCAUGUCAUCAUCGUCGCCAUGGCAAACGCUGCUUUCGGAGGUGGUGCUGGUUACUUUCUCGACACCGUGGUCUCGCUCAAGAAGUUUUACAAGUUCGACACCAGCCAAUUUGGCUGGGGCUUCAACAUCCUCUUCGCCCUAUCCACGCAAUGUCUGGGCUUCGGCUUGGCCGGUUCCGUCAGAAAAUUUCUGGUCGAGCCUGCGGCUAUGAUCUGGCCGGGUGCUCUGGUCAAUGUCGGUUUCAUGUAUGCUCUGCACAACCACGCCCCGAGCGAUCCGGCAAAGACCAACGGUUGGUCCAUCUCUCGUUACAAGAUGUUCAUGAUUGUCAUGGUUGGCUCCUUCAUAUGGCACUGGUUCCCGGAUUUCAUCAUUCCCGCCUUCAGUUACUUUGCAUGGGUUACCUGGAUCAAGCCCGACAGCGUCAUCGUCAACCAGCUUUUUGGACAGACCACUGGUAUUGCUCUUGGAUUCCCCUUCACAGGUUUCACUCUCGAUUGGGCCCAGAUUAACGGAUUCUACAACAGCCCUUUAAUCAGCCCUUGGCACGCACACGCCAACACGGCUUUCGGUGUCAUUCUGUUCGUCUGGAUCAUCAUCCCAGCUCUCCACUACUCCGGCGUCUGGUAUUCCGACUACCUCCCGAUCCUGCAAAACAGUAUCCUCGAUAACACCGGUGCCGUUUACAACACUUCCCGCAUUCUCACCCCCGAGCACGUUGUGGACCCGGCUGCGUACGAGGCAUACUCUCCUUUGUUCCUUUCCACGUCGUUUGCGCUCUCCUACGGCAUGAACUUCGCCUCCAUUGCCGCUCUUAUCAGUCAGACCUAUCUAUUCCACGGUGCUGAGAUCUGGCGCCGCUGGAAGUCAUCCCGGGGCGAGCUCGAUGACAUCCACAUGAAGAUUAUGCGCAAAUACAAGCUGGUGCCUACCUGGUGGUACCUGAUCCUCUUGGCCGUAAUGAUCGUGUUUGCCUUUGUCUCAGCUCUCUGCUUCCCGACCGAAAUGGCCUGGUACUCGGUCGUCCUGUCUCUAAUCAUUGCGGCUACGUGGACCAUCCCCAUUGGUAUCAUCCAGGCGUUUACCAACAUCCAACUCGGCCUCAACGUCUUCACCGAGUUCAUCAUCGGUUACGUCCAGCCCGGCCACCCCAUCGCCAUGAUGAUGUUCAAGACCUUUGGCUAUAUCGUCAUGACGCAGGCGCUGUACUUCUGCCAGGACUUGAAGCUCGGCCACUACAUGCACGUGCCGCAGCGGUCGCUCUUCUCCGCCCAGCUCGUCGCCACCGUGUGGUCGUGUCUGUGCCAGCUCGCUACCGUGCAGUGGGCCAUGGGCGCCAUCAAGAACGUCUGCACAAAGGAGGCCGCGGGCUUCUUCACCUGCAACUACGUCAAGACUUUCUACAACGCGUCCGUCAUCUGGGGCGCCAUCGGCCCCAAGCACAUCUUCUCCGGCGACGCCGUCUACAAGAACCUGCAGUACUUCUGGCUUGUCGGCAUCGCCGCGCCUUUCCUGGUCUACGGCGCCGCUCGCAUGUUCCCCCGCGUGAGCUGGGUCCGCAAGGCCAGCAUGCCGCUCAUCUUCGGCUCGCUCGGCUACGUACCCCCGUACUCGCCGAUGAACAUCCUCGCAUGGUGCCUCUUCGGCUACGUCUUCAACAAGUACAUCCGCAGCCGCUACCUCGGGUGGUGGAUGCAGUACAACUACGUCACCUCCGCGGCGCUCGACGUCGGGCUCGCGCUGUGCGCCAUCCUCCUCUUCUUCUGCGUCCAAUUGCCCGGCGGCGCGAUGCCCGAUUACUGGGGCACGACCAUCAUCGGCCGGACGGUGGAUGGCGCCGGUACGGCGGUGCGCAAUGUGGUCGCGGAUGGCGAGACCUUUGGGCCCAAGACAUGGAAGUGGUAG